Strongylus vulgaris is the source of this 294-nucleotide messenger RNA. Lineage: Eukaryota; Metazoa; Nematoda; Chromadorea; Rhabditida; Strongylidae. The record is from the annotation of a GenBank genome assembly.
UUGCCGUGCAUUAACACACCGAGUCCGCUCAAUAUCGAUUUUUCAAGGAUCCCACUCGUCGCCAUUUGCGUUGGUCUAGCUAUAAAUAAGGAGCUGCGUGCAGGAAUAGUCUAUAAUCCAGUAACAAGGGAGCUCUACACCGCACAGGUUGGUUGUGGAGCGUUUAGGAAUGGAUUCCCAAUCCACGUGUCUAGUACAACUGGAUUUGAGAUAUUUAAAUGGACGGUAGGUAGAGACAGAGAUGUUGAACGGAUUGCUGUGCGAUACUGCAUGAUUGUGUGGAUGCAUGCUUGA